Messenger RNA from Drosophila obscura, 2545 nucleotides. RefSeq lists its product as uncharacterized. Gene Ontology annotation, cellular component: membrane. The transcript is spliced from 6 exons. Lineage: Eukaryota; Metazoa; Arthropoda; Insecta; Diptera; Drosophilidae. The record is from RefSeq and is a predicted model, not a curated record. Gene Ontology annotation, biological process: potassium ion transmembrane transport; stabilization of membrane potential. Gene Ontology annotation, molecular function: potassium ion leak channel activity.
AUGAAGCUAUCAGCAGCAGCAGCAGCAGCAGCAGCAGCAGUCUCAGAGGCAAACAAAAUCAAGCGUUCGAUUAAAACGGCGCCAAUUGCGAUGGCGGCCUUUCUCGGUAACGACAUCAGCAGCGGCAGCCCCAGCAGCUCCGCUGGGAUACGCAGCAGUGCCACCGCAGCCGCAGCUGCAACGGCAGCACUCAACGGCGGUGGUGGUGGUGGCGGGGGGCGUGGCGGUGGUCGCCAGGGUGCGGCCAAUGGCGGCACUGGCAGCGCAUCGAACUCGGGUCCAUCGGCAUCGUCCAAGUCGGAAAAGCAGGACGACAGCGAGGAGGGUGGCAUUGGCAUCCUCUGUGGCUGUGGCAACAGGGCCCCCAAGUCCCAUUGCAUAUCCGCAACAGGCGUGCUGCUGCUGGUGCUGCUGUACACCGCCAUGGGGUCGAUCAUCUUUGUGACCCUCGAGGGUGAGCUGGAGGACGGCAGUGCCGUGGAGACGGCUGUGGCCGCCUCCAAGCCAUAUCCACGCACCGAAUUGGCCAACGCCGAGAUACGCUCCAGAACUGUGGACCGCUUGUGGUCGAUAACGGAGGAUCUCAAUAUACUGUACAAGGAGAACUGGACUCGUCUGGCUGCCCAGGAGGUUCAACUGUUUCAGGACACACUGCUGCGGGCCGUUCGCCAGUCAAAGGUUUAUCCACCAGGCGGCAUCCAGAUGAAUGCACCGACCCACAAAUGGACCUAUGCCUCGGCCUUUCUCUACUCCAUGACAUUAAUUACAACGAUAGGCUAUGGCGGCGUCUCGCCACGCACCCAAUGGGGCCGCAUCGCCGCUCUGAUUUACGCCCUCCUCGGCAUACCCAUCAUACUGCUCUACUUGUCAGCCAUGGGCGAUGCACUGUCCAGCGGCAUGCGCUGCCUGUUCCGUCGCCAGGGCGGUGAGAAGGGUGGGGCAGGCGAUGGGGAUGGCGUCGACAAUGGAGGCAGCGGUGGCAACGGACGAAAAUCGGACAAGAAGAAGGCAAAGAAGGGGCACUACGGACACCAUGGUGGUGGCAACAAUAUGCACUACGGCAUGCCGCAAACCGUCUACCAGCAGCAGCAACAGCAGCAGCAGCAGCAACAACAGCAGCAGCAGCAGGAAAAGAAAAGCUCUGCUGAAUCGGAAAACGAACAGGGAACUGGACCCCGGGGCUCCGCCAGCGUGCCCAUCUCGAUCUGUGUGUGCGUGAUGGUCUGUUAUGUGACCAGCGGUGCCAUACUCUUCCACCGGCUGCAGAACUGGAGCGUGCUGGAGUCACUGUACUUCUGCUUCACCUCGCUGGGCACCAUCGGCUUCGGCGAGCUGGCCCCCAGGGGCACACUGGCCCUGUACAUGGCCUCCGCCUAUAUACUGGUGGGCAUGGCCGUGGUGGCCAUGUGCUUCAACCUGAUCCAGGCCGAGAUUGUGCAAUGGCUGCGCAAGUUCAGCGUGCAGGACAACGUGACGCCCAAGGCCGAGGAGGUGACCCUCGUGUCGGUGUCCGUCACCCCGAAGCCCUCCUGACAACGACCUAGCGCGGACCUGCUGGGCGGCAUCGCCGGCGGUCCCAGCACCUCCUCCGGUCUGGGCGUGGGCGUGGUAGGCCAGCCACCCAAUAGCCUGGCCCAGCACCAGACCAUGUUCUUCGGCCCGGCCCACACCCUGACCCAGUACAGCUCGCUGCCCCGCCGCAGCCACAUGCAUGGCGGCCACGGGGUCGGACCAUCGUCCUCGGGAGCGGCCUUCCAGCGCAACACGCCCAUCCGACGCUCCACGGGCAUACCGGAGCACCACAUGGAGUACUUUGUGCCGCGCAGCAUCAGCGAGUUCAACCUGUCGGGCGUGGGUGAUCUGGCCCUGCCCCCGCCACGUCGCUACUCCCCCAACAUGAAUAACAUGGGCAUGGGCACGGGCAUGGGAAUGGGCAUGGGAAAUGGCAUGGGUAUGGGCAUGGGCAUGGGAAUGGGCAUGGGCAUGGGUAUGGGACUGCCGCAUGGCCUGCAACUGGGACCACCGCAGACACUGCUAUGUGGCGGCGGCCCCCAGCAACAGCAGCAACAACCACCGCCGCCGCCGGCCCAGCUGCAGAUAGUCACCCUGAAGCCGCGCAGCGAGAAGAUGGUCACCUUCGAGGACGAGUCCAAGCAGCAGCAGCAGCAGGCGCCGCCACCACCCUCCAUUGUCUCCUCCGGCGUGAACUCUGUGACGGCGGCGACCACACAUUGUCCCCACGGGGUGCCAACCACGCCGCGCAAGUCCUCCGGCAUCGGUGGGUUGGGUGGCGGUGACAUCUUCAUGUGACCAGCCAGCUGACUAGCGGCGGCGUCCAGUGACUGCUCGCCAGUGGCAUCCGGUGCCGGUGCCAGUGCCGGUGCUGGUGCUGGUGCUGGGGCGGCAUCUGAGCUGAAUGCAGCGAUGCGUCUGCGGGAUAGCAUUGACGAGGCGCUGUGCCCCAAGUCGGGACCGGCCCCAGGUGAGGUGAUACGUGUCUAAGUGAAUCAAGCCAAAUGCUCACACUGUAAGUAAUUGCACACAC